UUUGUUUUAGUCAUAUACAAAGAUAUGCUCAAUAUGUGUAAGCCAAUUCCUUAUACUACGCAUGUGUAUAGCAAGGUCACAUGUUCCUUGUUGACAACAAAACGGCACCACAAUGGCACUGCAGGAACCUGGUGUUCUUCUUCAAUACCAAUGCGAUGAAAGUUCAGAAUACGACAAAGAUCAGUCUGGUGAUCACACCGAACCAGUGCCAAUACUGUAUAUUGAAGUAACGGACGAAACAUGUGUUGCUCAGAUGGAUCCAGGCUUCCUGCCAAACGAUGUGAUACUGGUAGUCGAAGAAAAAAAUCUUCAUGUAAACAAAGCCUUACUAGAAUCAGCUUCACCUGUUUUUGAGGCUUGGCUUAAGAAAGAGUGGCAACAAGACGAGUGCUCUGACGACACUAAAAGGAAGCUGGAGUUCCAUGGGAAAACAUAUGAUGAGAUGGCCACAUUCCUAAAAUGCCUUCUGCCCUUUUUCCCUGACAAAGUUACAGAUACAAAUCUGGAUACAGUAAUACCUUUAGCAGAUGAGUAUCGGACAGAAAACUUGAUCACAGAAUGUGUUGAUGUCAUCCGACAACGCGUGGAGUCUGUCUCCGAGGCGGAUAUAUACAUACCGCCUUUUCGGGUCGUCACAUACCUACGCUGGAUCGACCGAUAUAAUCUCCACACGGGUAAAGAAUCUGUCGUGAGGUUAGCUUCAUACCUGAAAACCGAAGAGCUAAAGGCAGUUGCAGACUACGAAAAUGUCAGCCUAAGGCUUCAACUGGAAGUAUCUAAUGCCAGAGCCAAGCUACUUGAGAAUCUAUUUGUGUUCAGUGUAACAGAAGCUGAAAAAAAGAUGUACCAGUUUAAAAUCCCAAUGUCCUCUCAUUAUAUGGCUGGAUGGAAAGAUAAUUUAGCAGAACUUGUGAAGGCGUUUCUCACAUCAUCAACAACAUCACAAAAACCGACCUCAGGGUUUCACCAAACAAUUACUACACCAAGAAGGUCAACAUUGCAGACGAGGACUUCAGUCCAUUUUGGCGCAACCAAUACGCCGUUAAUUGAUGACCUCUCCUGGGAAGCGAAUAACAACAUAAAGCCGCAAAUCUCACCAUCAAUUGUUGCCGCCUUUGCAUGUAUAUCUAUUUGUGAUCGGUUUAAGUUCUCAAAAAGCUAUGCCAAAAGCAUAAGCAGAUUACUUUCACUAGGUAUUUCCAAGUCAGAAUUCAAAAAUCUUUGGGCAGCACAUUAUUUGACCGACAGUGAUAAAGUACGUGAUGGCAUGGAACGACAUGUACUUCAGAUGUGCAAAUGCACUUGCAAUUAUUAAGUCUUUGAUACGGAUUGUAUACAUAUAGAAGAAUCACACCAGACACUGAAAUCAAAAAUCAUACAAUCUAUAAUGAAGUGGUGUGCAACAAAUUUAAAAAAAAAAUGUGUUAUAAUGAGCUGGGAUCACAAAUAAUCAAUACGUGGUAAGCGCUUACCGAUAUAUGUCGCAGAUUACACUGGUUUGAUUUUAUUUACUCCCCAUUUAGGACAAAGACGAAUUAUAGUUCCUCAACCGGAGUUAUUUGUACCCGAAAUAUUACAUUUAAAAACAGACAAACUGGUUGUUCCUCAUAAACAAAAAAUCUCCUUUUUGUCUCAAUACAUAAGUAUACUAUCGUUUAAAACAAACAAAAGUAUGCCAUGCUUAAAUUAAAAUCCACACCACAUAUGUAAUAUAGUAUUCAUAGCAAUUAAUUUGUGUAAAUAUUGUUACUCGAUUUCGUUUCAUUGUACACUUUUCCUUGUGUGACAUUUUUAUAAGCAAAGAUGAUAAAAGGGCUCAUAUUUCAUGAUAUGUAAUCACUAAAUGGUGCAUUAUUGUGACAUUGUACAGAUGUAGUUACUUGAAAUAUCAGUUACACUGUACUUAUGUAAUUACUUGUAAUAUCGGUGACAUUGUAUAGCAGUUGUAGCCUUUGACUGAGGUCGAUAAAUCCAAAUAUUGACCGAAGUUAAAGACUACAAUUGUUUUAUCAUUUUACAAAACAGUAACGUAAGCAAUCUGAAAAAAUCACAACAAACAAACUUCAGAAGUGGGACAGUGCAUUGUUUGGAGAUACGUUAUAAUUCCAUUUUAGAAAUACCCAUUCCUUCAACAAAAAUCAGGCGCUCCAAGUCAAUAUCGGUUUUUAUCGAUGGACACGUGAUGCACU
Messenger RNA from Mizuhopecten yessoensis (Yesso scallop), 2189 nucleotides. RefSeq lists its product as uncharacterized. Gene Ontology annotation, molecular function: protein binding. Bases 113 to 1315 code for a protein of 400 amino acids. The transcript is spliced from 5 exons. The record is from RefSeq and is a predicted model, not a curated record. Lineage: Eukaryota; Metazoa; Mollusca; Bivalvia; Pectinida; Pectinidae.